Molecule: messenger RNA, 1450 nt
Organism: Amphiprion ocellaris (clown anemonefish)
Lineage: Eukaryota; Metazoa; Chordata; Actinopteri; Pomacentridae
Product: natterin-3-like
Exons: 3
Coding region: 127-1305 (392 amino acids)
Source: RefSeq, a predicted model, not a curated record
AGUUUGUGUUUGUAGGUCAAAGUCAGACUGAGUGAAGGUGCUCAGUGUGUUUUAUGAUGGAGCCAUAAAGCAGCUAUAUAAACCUGGAGGUUAGCGGAGGUGGAUUCACCGGAGAGCGACGGGAAGAUGAAGCUGUCGGUGUUGCUGCUGUCGGCCCUGCUGGCUCUUUCUGCAGCCAGUCUACAGGACAUCGUGAAGAAGAGCUCGCAGCACAGGAAAGUGUCCCUCCUGAACCCGGAGCUGGAGGGCCGGGUUCCUGAGCCAUCCGGUGAGGUGGUGUCUGGACCUCUGACUCCGGCCGACCUGGAGCAGCAGCAGGACCUUCCUUCCUCCUUCCUGUUCGGUGAUAAUGUGAACCUGGAGUGGCUGACCUGGGAUGGAGCUCUGCCCAACGGCGCCGUCUCCAUCUACAACGGCUACACCGAGCGCACUGACUACGUCUGCAAGUACAAGUGUGAGGCUGGUUUCUACAAUCCCAGCCUCGGACCGUACUGCCGAUACCCCUACGGAGACCGCGAGUACUACGCCCCCGAGUUCGAGAUCCUCACUAACAAGGACAACUUUGAGUUCCUGGAGUGGAAGGAAGAUUCUUACGGUUCUGUACCACAACACUCGGUCAGAACCUGCCCGGGAGUUGGCAUCUAUGUAGGGAAGAACAAGUACGGACUCGGUAAGGUGGUGUCCCAGUUUGAGGCCUUCUUCCUGCCCUGGGAAGGCGAUGAGUACUGGUACAAGAGCUACCAGGUCCUGACCAUCAACAGGGACGCCUACAACCAGCACAUCACCGACGUCAAGUACGCCAUCGAUGAGGUCGCCAUCUUCCAGUACCCUCCGGAGACGAUGCGCAUCUCUGGUGUCACCAACAACGAGUGCCAAACCAUUGUGAAGACGGUCACCAUCUCCAAGGAGACGGAGGUGGAGACCACCUGGAACAUCGGCCGGGCCACCAUGCUGGGCAUCACCGGCAGCAUCACGGCCAAGAUCCCGCUCAUCGGCUCCGGCGGCAUCGAGCUGAGCGGUGAGAAGACGCUGCAGUUCUCCAGGGGGACCACGGUGGUGGAGUUGCUCGGCCACUCGGUGUCCGUGGAGCUCAAGGUGCCGCCGAACCACUCCUGCAAGGUCCGCAUGGAGGGACGCAAGAUCAAGGCCGACAUCCCCUACACGGCCCGCCUCAGCCGGACCUACCGCAACGGGGAGACCCAGUGGACCUCCAUCACUGGGACGUACGACGGAGUCCAGAUCGGAGAAGUCCGGGCCGUGGUGGACCGCUGUGAACCGGUGCCCGACGCCCAGCCCUGUCCCUAAAGACUGAUGGACGAUACACAAAAAGAUGAGAUCAUGAAAGUAAAUAAAUGUACAAUAAAUGGAAAACAUCAUCAGUGUGGGUUGGUGUCUGAAAAAAGCUUCACAUGUUGUUAAUACCACUGAAAAUAAAAUAAAAUGACACUUU